AUGCACAUCAACUGUUGUCCUGAAUGUGUGUUGAUCAAAGUUCCUAGAGGGAGGCAGCCAGGUGAACUUCAUCCUAUCACACCAGGUAAAAGGCCUUUUGAGGUGAUCAAUAUAGAUCACAUUGGUCCCUUUGUAAAGUCAACGAAGGGUAACAGUUAUAUUAUGGUAUUAAUCGAUAACCUAACUAAGUAUGUUAAGUUAUAUCCUGUAAAGAGCUGCGGCACAGAAGGAGUAGUCUCCAGUCUACGGUCAUUCAUAUUGGUAUUUGGAACUCCAAAGCGGAUAAUUAGUGAUCGAGGAACAGCCUUCACAUCAAAAGCUUUUGAGUUAUUCUGUAUCCAGGAUGGUAUUCGACAUACCCUGAACUCAGUAAGGCACCCAUAA
Messenger RNA from Macrosiphum euphorbiae (potato aphid), 384 nucleotides. NCBI's taxonomy places the organism in Eukaryota, Metazoa, Arthropoda, Insecta, Hemiptera, Aphididae. The record is from the annotation of a GenBank genome assembly.